Chenopodium quinoa (quinoa) is the source of this 3437-nucleotide messenger RNA. Its product is annotated as lysine histidine transporter 2-like. The record is from RefSeq and is a predicted model, not a curated record. Lineage: Eukaryota; Viridiplantae; Streptophyta; Magnoliopsida; Caryophyllales; Amaranthaceae. The transcript is spliced from 8 exons. Gene Ontology annotation, cellular component: plasma membrane. Bases 1864 to 3207 code for a protein of 447 amino acids.
UACUUACUAUAUAUAAUUCAUGUAAGUUAAUCUUUCAAGUUAAUAUUUUAGUAUUCUUUUAAAUCCUUAAGUUAAGCCGUUAGUUGAUAGUUGACCCUUAAAAUAUGAGGAUAACAACUUCUCACCAUGUGAUAUAUUCUUGCUAAAUUCAACAUUGGACAGCCUUUUUUUUAGUAUUAAAUAAUUAAUGUGAUCAUGUCUUUACAUAUAUUUUUAGGACUUGUUUGGACGGAUGUACCCACAAGUUAACAGAAUACAAAUUUGAUUGUUUGAAAAUUUUGUGUUGAUCACUUGAAUUGCAUAAUAUUGUGGUACAUAACUAACAUAAGUGAUUUUUAUACUAUGACGUAUGCUAAUUAAAUAAAAUUCCAAUCACCCUUAUAAAAGAAUCGCCUCACUUGUCUUUGUGUAUACAACAUAUAUAUCCUUUUUCUUUGUGGGGAUGACUUACUAGGCCGUUUAUAAUAGUAUUUAUUAAUCCUAUGUUUUGAAUAUCACCUCUUAACAUAUAAACUAAUCACGUUAUUCCGUCAACAUUUACCCACACAAAAUCACGCGAUAGGAAGUUGAGCAUUUUCGGGAGUAAGGAGAAUAAGUGUAAAUAAUUUAGAAGGUAGAAAUAAUAAGUUUGAAGUUUUCAUGUCAAAUGUAUGAGAUUAUUAAACCCUUACACUUGUCUUUAUAGUUAAAACUGAAAUUAGAGUGCAGUAAAUAUUUAAAUAAUCUGGUGGUUUAUGUAAUUUUAAUAAUUAAAGGAACCUUUCAAAAAAUAAAAUAAUAAUAAUACGGAGUAAUAAAAUGACAAAAGGAAACAGGUGCCACAAGUUUUUCGCCCACCAAAAUAAGAGGCUAGAUAAACUCGAUCUGUCAACUCUUAAGUGUUGAAUAGUGGUAAAAAAAAUAAAAAAAGAAAAAAGAAAAAGAAAUAAAGAUAAAUGUUAUUAACAAAUAUCAAGCAAUAUUUUACGCAAAGAUCAUGUCAUUAACAAAGAUUAAGCAAUAAAAACAACCUUUUUCUGUGUAAUUAUAAUGCAAAAUUGCUAAGUGAUACGAAGUAAUACAUUUGAGAAAUUUGCCAAUAUAAAAUAUGUAAAUUAUAUUAAAAUUGGACUAAAUUAUUUUAGCUGUAUUUCCGUAAUGUCAUUUAUGUAGGUGCAACCAUCACGAUAAGUAGUAAUCUGUAGUCCGUAGGUACUAGGUAGUAACACUUAUGAAUAGUUAGUUCAAAAGUGCAUAGUUCUAUAUGUAAGGCUGGUAUAUUGGCCAUAUUAAAUAAAUAUUGUACAUGUACUUAAUAUUUAUUUUUGAGGACAAACGGCACGGGGCAAACAUAUACUUAACAUUGUCAUUAGUUACCUCGAUAUAAUUUAAACAUAAUCCUGUUUUUUGCUUUUUUCAUAUUAAGGUAUUUUUAUCUUCUAUAAAAAAAACCUGACAUUGUAAGAGACACUCCUAUUAAAAGUCUAAGUUAAAAAUUAUAAAACAGAAAAUUAUGUACAAUAUACUUAUGAUACGUCAAAAAGUCAAAUACAGAAAUACUUGUUACACUCUCUUAUCCUUAAAUCCUUAAUAAAAUCCAUAUACAUGCAUCAUAAAAUAAAAAUAAAUAAAAUAAAUAAAAAUUCAUGAUUCCAGAUUCAAUUCACUCGUUUUAUUGCUAUAUAAAGCAGUAAAUUUCCACAACUCAUUGACAGUAGGAGAGAGAUUAAAACUUUACCAAAAGAGGAGAUUUGGUGAUUACAAUUUUACAACUAAUUUUUAUAUAAAGUGUGUAACGCAUUACUUUUAUUUUGCGCACAAUUUCAGAAGGAGAUUCAAUUCCCAAAUUUUUAAUCUCCUUCUGUUAAUUUCCUAGCCAAUUAAAUGGAUACUCGACCUCCUUCAAAAUUCACAGAUAUUGAAACAAAGUUAGCAAAACAAAAGGAAAUUGAUGAUUGGCUUCCCAUUACAUCGGCAAGGAAUGCAAAAUGGUGGUACUCUGCCUUCCACAAUGUCACGGCUAUGGUUGGUGCCGGAGUCCUUAGUCUUCCAUAUGCCAUGGCUAAUCUAGGAUGGGGACCAGGAGUGGUAAUUCUAGUACUGUCAUGGAUCAUAACAUUGUACACCCUGUGGCAAAUGGUGGAGAUGCAUGAGAUGGUGCCGGGAAAGCGAUUUGACCGGUACCACGAGCUAGGACAAUACGCCUUUGGGGAGAAGCUAGGCCUAUGGAUUGUGGUGCCUCAACAGCUUAUUGUUGAAGUUGGUGUCAACAUUGUUUACAUGGUUACCGGAGGUAAAUCCCUUCAAAAGGUCCAUGAUAUCAUAUGUGCUACCAAGACUAAUUGCGCACCUAUGAAAACAACCUACUUUAUCAUGAUCUUCUCCUCUGUCCACUUUGUCCUGUCUCACCUUCCUAACUUCAACUCCAUCGCCGUUGUUUCAUUGGCUGCUGCUGUUAUGUCCCUUAGCUAUUCUACAAUUGCAUGGACAGCAUCACUAGGGAAAGGUGUACAACCAGACGUUUCUUACGGGGCUAAGCACCAUAGUGACGUGGGGAAGAUGUUUGGCUUCUUCAACGCGCUAGGAGAUGUGGCUUUUGCAUAUGCAGGACACAAUGUUGUACUCGAAAUUCAAGCAACCAUCCCUUCCACCCCAGAAAAGCCUUCCAAGGCACCCAUGUGGAAGGGUGUUAUCGUUGCUUAUAUCGUUGUUGCCAUAUGUUAUUUCCCUGUUGCCCUAAUCGGCUAUUGGGUUUUUGGCAACAAGGUUGAAGAUAACAUCCUUAUUUCCCUAGAGAAACCUGGUUGGCUUAUUGCUAUGGCCAACAUGUUUGUGGUCGUCCAUGUUAUUGGAAGCUAUCAGAUAUAUGCCAUGCCGGUGUUUGACAUGAUUGAGACUGUGCUAGUGAAGAAGCUGCACUUCAAGCCUACUUGGUACCUUAGAUUUAUUAGUCGCAACUGUUAUGUGGCACUUACAAUGUUUAUAGCCAUUACAUUCCCCUUCUUUGGAGGACUUCUUGGAUUCUUCGGAGGAUUUGCCUUUGCUCCAACUACAUACUUUCUUCCUUGCAUCAUGUGGCUUGCUAUUCACAAACCCAGGAAGUUUGGCCUAUCAUGGUGGUGUAAUUGGGCGUGCAUUGUUCUUGGAGUCAUGCUGAUGGUGUUAGCACCUAUUGGAGGGCUUAGACAGAUCAUAAUAGCCGCGAAAACCUACAAGUUCUACUCAUAAGAAGCAUUUUCAUAUUUGUGGUUUGAAGAUUAGCAUUGUAGUUUUUCUUUUGAUAAAGACGAAAUGAUGAAUCCAGCUACAUUGCUUCUUUAGUAUCAGUUGGAUUAUACAUUUUUAACUAGGGUACAGUCAGUUUGACACAUUUUCCGAACCUGCUAGCUCUCUCUUUGUUUAUAUUUUUUCAAAAAUUUGAGUGCAUAUAGAAUGAGUUUCUGCUGAGUUUCCAAGUA